Abrus precatorius (Indian licorice) is the source of this 786-nucleotide messenger RNA. RefSeq names its product probable aquaporin NIP-type. Gene Ontology annotation, molecular function: channel activity. Gene Ontology annotation, cellular component: membrane. Bases 1 to 786 code for a protein of 261 amino acids. Gene Ontology annotation, biological process: transmembrane transport. The record is from RefSeq and is a predicted model, not a curated record. The transcript has 5 exons. Lineage: Eukaryota; Viridiplantae; Streptophyta; Magnoliopsida; Fabales; Fabaceae.
AUGGCCAACAUAGCUGAAGGCAUCCAAGAAGAAGAAAUGUCAAGUAUGGAAGAGGGUGUUAACCCCAUCCCUUCCAUAACCUUGGGCAUGCAUAGUUGUUGUUCAUCAAACCAUGUUGCAACCCUGGCACAAAAGGCGAUUGCAGAAUUCAUUGGCACAUAUAUGGUGGUAUUUGCUGGUUGUGGUUCUGUGGCAGUGAAUAAGAUCUAUGGUUCUGUCACAUUUCCAGGCAUUUGUGUCACAUGGGGACUGAUUGUAAUGGUAAUGAUUUAUUCUGUUGCUCAUAUUUCUGGAGCUCACUUCAAUCCUGCAGUCACCAUCACUUGGGCCAUCUUUCGCCGCUUCCCAUUUAAAGAAGUGCCACUUUAUAUUUUUUCUCAGUUGAUGGGAUCUGUACUUGCUAGUGGAACAUUAGCCAUAAUGUUUAAUGUCACACCCAAUGCUUAUUUUGGAACGGUACCAGUUGGAUCUAAUGGCCAGUCUUUAGCUGCUGAAAUCAUCAUCACCUUUCUCUUGAUGUUUGUCAUAUCUGCAGUUUCUACAGAUGACCGAGCGGUAGGUGACUUUGGAGGAGUUGCAGUUGGAAUGACUAUAAUGUUGAAUGUGUUUAUUGCAGGGCCUGUGUCAGGAGCUUCCAUGAACCCUGCAAGAAGUCUUGGUCCGGCACUUGUCAAGCAUGUUUACAAAGGGUUAUGGGUAUACAUAGUUGGUCCAAUUGUUGGAGCCAUAACUGGAGCAUUUGUCUAUAACUUUCUCAGAUCCACAGGCAAGCCACUUUCAGAAUAA